This is a messenger RNA of Phytophthora sojae, 810 nucleotides long. RefSeq lists its product as hypothetical. Lineage: Eukaryota; Oomycota; Peronosporomycetes; Peronosporales; Peronosporaceae. The record is from RefSeq and is a predicted model, not a curated record. Gene Ontology annotation, molecular function: peroxidase activity. The transcript has a single exon. The coding region runs from base 1 to 810 and encodes 269 amino acids.
AUGAAGACCACCGCAACGUUGUCGGUCGCAUUGACAUGUGGAGCGAUCGCAGUGGCCCUCAACUCGCUCUUCUUGGUCGACAACUCGACUCCGUCCUCGGUGUUUCAGUCGCUGACAACGGGGGCGCACGAAUACUUCCGACCUGCAGACGACCAGGUCUGGGGGCUCCCGGGGAACAGCUCGUUCGCGUACUUCCGCAGUCCGUGUCCAGCGCUCAACACUCUGGCGAACCAUGGCCACAUCCCCUGCGACGGGAAGGAGCUGACCCCAGCGAUCCUGGGCGAAGGCAUCAUGAAGGUCUACAACUUCGACAAGAGGCUGCUGGACCUCAUCUUCCUAGCGAUGCCGCCGAACUUCACGCUCGCCGACCUGGGAGACCCCAACUUCAUCGACCACGACGCGUCCUUGGUCCACGACGACUCGUUCUUCCAAAUGGCACCGUUCAAAGUCAACAAGACCCUAGUGGACGAGCUGCUGGCGAGUGCUGAAGUUAUCGGAGACCGUGGCGGUCGUGCUCUCACGAAACACGCGGUGGCCCGCUUCCGCCGCCGCCGGGAGGUCGAGUGCGCCCGAGAUAACCCGGAGUUCAGCAUGAGUGCUUUGGCGAGCUUCGUGGCCAACGGAGAGGCGUCCUUCCUCUUGCAAGGCCUGGGCGACUUCAACAGCGCGACCAUUUCGGUGGAGCACGCGCGCUCGUUCCUCGUUGAUGAACGAAUCCCCGCCGACUUCCGUCCAUCCAAGACGCCAAUCACCAUCACGAGCGUGCUGCUCGCCAUCGCAGAGCUCAAACUCCGGGCCUGGCUUGGCUAA